Messenger RNA from Danio aesculapii, 3300 nucleotides. It is a transcript of the gene plekhf2, whose product is annotated as pleckstrin homology domain containing, family F (with FYVE domain) member 2. NCBI's taxonomy places the organism in Eukaryota, Metazoa, Chordata, Actinopteri, Cypriniformes, Danionidae. The transcript has 2 exons. Bases 212 to 955 code for a protein of 247 amino acids. The record is from RefSeq and is a predicted model, not a curated record. Gene Ontology annotation, molecular function: phosphatidylinositol binding; metal ion binding.
CACGCUAGUGACGCUUACAUUCCCUGCUCCUGCCCUCAGCCAUAUUGAAACUGCAGUUUCCGACUUUGGCUGCCCGGGAAAGUGGCAGAUCAGCUUCCAGCUUAAGCUUUUUUGAAUUUGGAAUUUAAAUAUUUUGACCGUUGGAAAACUUCAGAGAGAUUGUGCCUUCCCGUCUUCAGCCGUUGAUCGGUUGUGUUGAGGUGUCUGAAAGAUGGUGGACCGCUUGGCGAACAGUGAGGCCAACUCUAAACGCAUCGGGGUGGUGGAGGCAUGCUUCGGCACAGCAGGUCAACCGCUGGCCAUCCCAGGUCGAGUUCUGAUCGGAGAGGGCGUUCUCACAAAGCUGUGCCGCAAAAGACCUAAAGCUCGGCAGUUCUUCCUCUUCAACGACAUCCUGGUGUACGGCAACAUCGUCAUCCAGAAGAAAAAGUACAAUAAGCAGCACAUCAUCCCUUUGGAGAGCGUUACCAUAGACACGGUCGAUGAUGAGGGCGAAUUGCGCAACGGCUGGCUUAUUAAAACGCCCACUAAAUCCUUCGCCGUUUAUGCCGCCACCGCUACGGAGAAGUCCGAGUGGAUGAGCCACAUCAACAAAUGCGUUUCGGACUUGCUUGAAAAAAGCGGGAAAUCUCCUACCGGCGAGCACGCCGCAGUCUGGGUGCCCGAUUCAGAGGCAACCGUGUGCAUGCGCUGCCAGAAGAUGAAGUUCACCCCUGUCAACCGGCGCCACCACUGCCGGAAGUGUGGCUUCGUCGUAUGCGGCCCGUGCUCAGAGAAAAAGUUCCUUCUCCCCAGCCAGUCCUCCAAACCGGUGCGCGUGUGCGAGUUCUGUUACAAGCAGCUCUCGACGGGUGCUACUCUCCCACCCCGAUCAGACUCCUACAGCCGGCAGGGCUCCGACUUCUGCAGCAACAACAUCUCGGACGACGACGAUGACGACGACAGCAGUGACUGAGGGUCACUUUUAGGAAACACUGACAAUAUACAGAUCCCAAUAUUUUAGUCUCUCAUUCAGGGUUUGCAAAGGUUCCUCUGGCAAUAACACUUACCCUAAAUAAUUAAAGGCCCUGUGCAUAUGAACAAAAGGUUUGAUGGGAAUUGUUCCUCAUGAACACUACUUGUCGGCUCGCAAUACUUCCACAUUAAAGUCACUCUCAUAGUCUAAUUUAAGUCCCUUCGUGUAGAUGCAUUUCUUGGCAAUGGUGCUCUUUCAUCUUCUUUUGCUAGCUUUUUCUUACUGCUACUUUGCCAGAGAAGCGAAUGUUGCAUAAUGUGAUUGCAGGCUGUUCUUGAGCAUACCCUCCCUCAGGUGAAACCAUGUAGUGCAUUAAGUUUUAAACAACGAGCUGCAUUUAAUUCUACAACUAACCACUAACAAACCAUGAAAGUAUGUGUUUGGGUGUCUCUCAUGUUCUAGUAAUUGCUAAUGACAAAUCAGAUAGACGCUACUAAGCUUGUAAAUGUGUAUAUAAUGCCGUGGGACAGGAAGCCUGUUGCAUAAUUCAUCUGACAAGGUCGCCGCUGCCUCAGUGCCUUCUUAUUUAUCCUCAGGAAGUAGAUCCUGGAAAGGAGAACAGGCCAAUUCCUUUACUUUGAGAUGUCUGCAUUUAAGAGCGCACCUCAUAUACUGCUUAGAGCAUGGGUGUCCAAACUUGGUCCUGGAAGGCGAGUGUUCUGAAGAGUUUAGCUCCAACCCUAAUCAAACACACCUGAACCAGCUAAUCAAUCUCUUACUAGUUAUACUAGAAACGUCUUUGCAGGUGUGUUGAAACAACUUGGAGGUAAAAUAUGAAGGACACCGGCCCUCCAGGACCGAGUUUGGACACCUAUGACUUAGAGGCACACAGGUACCAUUGUAAUAACCGUUUUUAUUGCUUUAAUUAUAUGACUCUAAUAAUCAUCCAAACUAGGCCAUUUUCAAAAGAGUGUAGUCCAACUUAUUGCAUUCUCAGUCCGAACAGUUUGAGCAUCUUCUGAUAGAAGCAUGUUGCAUCUGUACACCACAUGUGUUGAAGUACAUUGACAUCUUUCUAUAGUUCUCACUUACAGAAAUAUACCACAUGCAUGCAGCUUACAGGCAAAGGAUGACCGUUCUCUCUUUGGGGUUUUUGUGUUCGUGAGGUCACAUGACAGUCAAUCCUAGUUUUAAACGGGAAUCGAAAGCAUUUUGAGGAAGUGACUGGAUCACAGCCACCUUUUGUUUUGUUUUUUAAUGACUGUUUGACAUACAAAAAACUGCACUAACAGCUUUCCAAAGUGGCGUAUUUCUUUAUAAAUGACUGUUGGACUUCUUGGAGAGAUACAGUAGUUAAUUUGUUCAGCGAUCUGCUAGGUUUACAGUCGUUUUGUCAAGCUGAUGGAAAAGUCAGCUGUACUGCUUGAGAACUGUCUCAGUAAUGAAUACUUGAUCACCUGUGAAGAUGGCAUGUUUUUGUUUGCGUCAGAAUAACAGAACCGAUGUUGAAAAAGGGAUAUUUAAUUAACCUGACUCCGUCUUAAGAGUCUGUUCAGACCGUCUAGUUUAUAUGCAACAACCGAUACGCUUAAGUGAGAAGUAUUUUUUCUUCUGUACAUUUAUGUGCAACUUAUUUGAGAUUGAAAUAGGUUUACAGUGAUUGACUCAAGGUAAUGAUCUAAUCUUGCUUUUGGAAUAUAACGGCAGAUUCCAGGAAAGUCGUGUAUGGUAUAAUGCUUGAUUUAAUUAAUUAUUUGAAUUAGUCCAAAUUUAUCCUGAGAUUAUUUUUGUUUUAAUUCUACUUUAAUGUUUUAAUAUCAUGCUUCAGUUGAAAUAUUCCUUGAGGAUCAUUUUGGUUUGCAUGUUGUAAACUGUGUACAGUGUUUUUUUUUUGUAAAUGUUAAUUACUCUUAAGCUUUCAGAUAGUUUCUUCAUAGUGUUUCCGUGUGGUUCAUGUGUGCGUUUCCUGAGCACCUCUGGAUCAGCUACCAGCACUUUACUCUCUGCAAACCACAAAAAAGGGGUGGGGCUUUAAUGGGGAGGGGCUUGAGUAGGAAGUGGGCCUGGCCCACAUAUCUGGCCUGCAAAUACAAGAGAAUAGAUUUUCAUAAACUAAGCAAAGCUCAGAGUAGAGGAUGAACGAUAUUGCCAUUUAGUUUCUUUUUUUUGUUUCUUGAACAUCAUUUAUGAUUCCCUUGGAUGGAUUUGGGGGAUUUUUCUGUUUUCUUGUACAUUUUUAAAAAGACUAAAUCUCAUUUAAAACUCUCAAAGGGCUAAAAACUGAAUGUAAUCCAUCAUAUCAUUAUUAGAUACUAAUUUUGAGGAAAAUAUAUGUAUUGCUUAAA